Messenger RNA from Alternaria incomplexa, 846 nucleotides. RefSeq lists its product as uncharacterized. NCBI's taxonomy places the organism in Eukaryota, Fungi, Ascomycota, Dothideomycetes, Pleosporales, Pleosporaceae. Bases 1 to 846 code for a protein of 281 amino acids. Gene Ontology annotation, cellular component: membrane. The transcript is spliced from 2 exons. The record is from RefSeq and is a predicted model, not a curated record.
AUGGGACUACUUGAAGACGCGCGAAGACUCGCCGAGACUUACGGACCAGAGGCGGCGCGACAUGUAGCAUCUGCUGCGGACAAGGCAUGGACACACGGUAGCGCCUUCGGCCAAGAGGUAGCAAAGCGUGCUGGCCCAGUCGCCUCAGACGCCAAAACCCAUCUAGAGAAGCUCAGUAAAGAGGCCGGCAAGCAUGCUGCGCCUAUCGCUAGCAGUGCCUCGAAGCAUGCUAUGGAACUCGCCCGAGCGGCUUACAACAGCGGCAAACAAGGUCUACAGUCCCUACCGCAACUCCCAGACGGAUACAUCAACGAGGGAUACGACUGGAACUUCAUCGCACAAUUUGGCGAGGACAUGGCGAAGCAUCUUGGCAGUACAGCAGGCGACUUCUGGGAGAAACUGGGCAGCGGCGACAUCCUCCAUGACAUUGGUCAGGCGGCUAUCCCGAAUAUUGAGUUCACCAAGGAAGAUCUCUCGGGAUUCAGCGAGAGGCUCAAAGAAUGGGUUCUUGCCAACCCUAAACAGUUUUCCACGUUGCUGGCCUGUAUUGCUUCGGGCCCCAUCGCUCUUGCUGUCACACCAGCCAUGCUGGGCCUUAUCGGAUUCACACCCAUCGGUAUCGCUGCCGGCUCCAUGGCCUCUGCGUUUCAGGCAGGCGUCGCUCCCAUCGCUGCAGGUAGCGCUUUUGCCAUUCUUACCAGUGCUGCAAUGGGAGGGUAUGGGCUUGCGAUUGUCCUGGCGUUUGUCAUGGGCUCAAGUAUGACAGGAACUUGCGGUGUCGCAGCUCUGGCGUUCUUGCAAGCUAUUAAGGAAGACGAACAGUGUAGGAAACUGAAGACGGAGUGA